Diaporthe citri is the source of this 1626-nucleotide messenger RNA. RefSeq lists its product as uncharacterized. The coding region runs from base 1 to 1626 and encodes 541 amino acids. The record is from RefSeq and is a predicted model, not a curated record. The transcript has 3 exons. NCBI's taxonomy places the organism in Eukaryota, Fungi, Ascomycota, Sordariomycetes, Diaporthales, Diaporthaceae.
AUGUCUGCCUCUGUUCAGCACGGCGGCAAAGCCUUCGAGAAGUCUGGCGCAGCCCCUCCUGUCGUCAUCGCGAUGCCUGAUGAUGAGAGUCAUGUUGGCGCCGACGACAAAGUCAAGAAGGAGGCCCGUCUCACCAAGUACGCCAAAGGUCUGAACUACUUCCUCAUCGUCAAGUACUUGGUCUUCCUUCUCGCCAUGAUUGGCAUCAUCGUCCUGGCCCUCCAGGUCAGCAAGGAUCAGGACGCGAUCCAGAAGCUCAACCACGAGAUGGGCACUGCGCCUCGUGCCCACAAUGCUGCUCUUGAGGAUCACAUUGGCGGUCGCAUGUCGUAUCUGGAAGGCUUCAGUGGCAUGGUUAAUGAUGACGACACUGCCUUACUUGCUGCCCGCGACGUCAUGGUCUCUGGCGACCCUUCAACUGCCACCUCCACUGCCGUCUCUACUUCCAUGUCAACGGUCGCGUCCACCAUCGCGCCCAGCGUUGGCGAGACUUCUGCUACUGAGACCUGCAGCACCACCACCGACACCGACACCACGGUCAACGUGCUCAAGACCACGACAACCUUCCUCUCUACUCUUAGCAGCACAACUGCCACUGAGGAGGAAACCACAACUUCCGACACGACGCAGACCACUCUGCACACCCAGUUGACCACUACCGUCUUUAGUAACGCUACUGGCACCAGUGUCUUCUCGGCUGCCGCCGUAAGUUCCCUCGCCACUGGAACCAGUCUCUUCUCAGUCGACCCUCUCAGUGCCAGCAUGGAGUCCUCCAUGGCCGCCACCACCACGGUGCCAGCCACUGCUCCCAUGACAUCUGGUCUUGUGCCAAACAACCCUUCACACUGUCUCGAGUACGGUGAUGGUGCCGGCCCAUGCAACCGCCCCUACGGUGCGCCCAACACCCCGCCGAGUUCCAUCACCCUCAGCGUGGGAUCUGCAACAACCUCUUACCCGCCUCCGAGCCUCUCGGUGAUCCCCUCCACCUCGCCUUCCAUUCCAGGCGGCGUGAUCCCUUCUGCGACCACCUCCGACACGACCACCUUGGGCGCGACCACUUCGGACACGGGCGCCAUGUCUGGCACGACCACCAGUACCAGCAGCAUCAUCAGUGUUGUGGACACCAGCACCGUGUCUGGCACGGAAACGACUAUCAGCAGCACGAUCAGCGAUAUGGACACCAGCGUCUGCGGCCCUCCCACGACGGUCUACGUCACCCUAAGCUCGUCGGCGGACACUCUCAGCGUGGAGGGCGGCGUGACCAUCGCCUCCUUCGGCACCACCACCGCAAGCAGCCCCUCGACCGUGACCAGCACGAGCACCAGUCUGGCGCAAACCAUCACGGUGAGCCUGGCGUCCGCGACAGAGACUGUCCACAACUCCAGCGCCACCACGACGUCCCACCUUCUCACCGCAUCGGGCAUCACCCUGACCCUGACGGCGCACGGUAACGGCACCUACAAGCCGACAACCACUGGCCCUUCGACCGUCGUCACUCUGCCCGCCACCGCUGGUGGCGAAAAGGCCGCCGGAGGAAAGCCGAUGGGCGCCAGCGGAAACGGAGGCACGGGCAACGGCAUGUACUGCGUCGUCAUGCUGGUCACCCUGCUCGCGCUGCUCAUCUAG